AUGUCUACCGAUUUGCCUUCGUUUUGGUUUCCACCACCUGGACCGGCUCUGCCUCCAUUGCCGGGGUCUACCCUUGUGUCCAAACCACCCGAGGAUGACCCACGCUUGGAUGGUACCAUCGAAUAUGUAGAAGACUUACAUUGGUACAUGUCCAAUAUACUUCAGAACGAGGAAAACUACCUGAGCGGAUACUUCAGCUGGAAUGAAAGUAAUAUCCAUAUGGGCGACGUCAUAGUACCCGAAUCCAAAGCUCCGGCAAAGAACGUCUACGGCACAGAAUACAACUGGGUAAGGGGAUGGGAAAUGUGGUGCUUCAGGUGUCCCUCAACCGUUAACCCGGAGGAACCAGAGAGAGACCCAAUGACCGGAUACCCCUUUUGUGGUCAAAGCAUCCUCAGUAUGGAGCCCUUGAGAUAUUUCUCUUCCACGUUAAAGGAGCCAGAUUUGGAAGUCCCCAUCUCAACCGUCCCAGGUGCCGACAGUGUCAUGGCGUGUGUAAUUGAACAACAGGUAGACCCAGAAUGGUUUCAAGUCAGUUCAACUGCGCCGGUUUUAGGCAACAUCAUAACCAAGCCAUUCAUCGUAUCCCGUAGCAUGAGGGAAUCCGACUCAGGAGCACGAUACCGUUACAAUAACACCUUCCCUUGGGGCGUCCUUGACGACGCUCAAUCCCAACAAGCAACUCCCUCCCCAUCAUCUUAUCCACCCUACCCAACCCCAACACCCACAUCAACUACCGACUUCUGGGACUGGUACACCCCCACAAGCGACAGCAACCCAUCCUACAAUCCCGCAGCCUUCACACCCAACAGCAAAGGCAAUGCUCCUUCCGCGGGCGUGAUAAUUGGCGUCCUAGUCCCCGUCGCCCUUAUCAUAGGCAUCAUCGCUUGUUUCGGCAAGCGAGCACGCGCUAAGGAGCAAAAAGCAACAGCGGCAUCUGCACCGCCUGUGAAUACGAAUCCUACUGCCGAUGCCCGUCGUCAAGCUGUUGUUGCCGCGCGCGCGAGUCGAACUACUACUGCCGCGCCGGCGCCGGUACAGGGGGACGCAGAUGAUAUGCCGCCACCUGCCUACCACAAGGUCGUUUCGAAUCUAGAGAGAAUGGAUAUUGAACGCAGGAUGCAUGCGGAAGGGACGGCGCCUGCUGGGUGGCCGCCAACGUACACGGAUGCACGAAAUGCGGAGUCGACAACAGUAACACAGCCCGACCCUGUUGCGAAUGUGCCUGGAACGAACCGGGCGCCAUAUCCGGCACUGCCUUCGUCGCCUACGCGGUAG
Messenger RNA from Bipolaris victoriae FI3, 1278 nucleotides. RefSeq lists its product as hypothetical. The transcript has a single exon. The record is from RefSeq and is a predicted model, not a curated record. Bases 1 to 1278 code for a protein of 425 amino acids. Lineage: Eukaryota; Fungi; Ascomycota; Dothideomycetes; Pleosporales; Pleosporaceae.